Messenger RNA from Epithele typhae, 2349 nucleotides. Its product is annotated as mRNA 3'-end-processing protein YSH1. The transcript has 11 exons. Gene Ontology annotation, biological process: mRNA 3'-end processing by stem-loop binding and cleavage. The record is from RefSeq and is a predicted model, not a curated record. Gene Ontology annotation, molecular function: 5'-3' exonuclease activity; RNA endonuclease activity; RNA binding. Gene Ontology annotation, cellular component: mRNA cleavage and polyadenylation specificity factor complex. Bases 1 to 2349 code for a protein of 782 amino acids. Lineage: Eukaryota; Fungi; Basidiomycota; Agaricomycetes; Polyporales; Epitheliaceae.
AUGUCGGACGUGCCCAAGCUCAGUAUUACACCCCUUGGAGCUGGACAGGAAGUCGGUCGGUCAUGUUGCGUGCUGCAAUAUCGCGGGCGAACAAUCGUCUGCGACGCGGGUGUUCAUCCCGCAUACAGCGGCAUUGCCUCCCUGCCGUUCGUGGAUGACCUGGACUGGAGUACGGUGGACGUUUUACUCGUAACACACUUCCACCUUGACCAUGCAGCCGCAUUAACAUACAUCAUGGAGAAGACGAACUUUCGGGACGGGAAAGGCAAAGUGUACAUGACCCACCCGACGAAGGCCCUCCACAAGUUCAUGAUGCAAGACUUCGUUCGUAUGAGUUCGUCUUCGGCCGACACAUUGUUCACGCCACUGGAAAUGUCCAUGUCUCUUGCCUCCAUUAUCCCCGUCUCCGCGCACCAAGUCAUCACCCCCUGUCCUGGUGUCUCCUUCACGCCUUACCACGCUGGGCACGUCCUCGGAGCUUGCAUGUUCCUCAUCGACAUUGCUGGCCUCAAAAUCCUCUACACUGGUGACUACUCUCGAGAAGAAGACCGUCACCUUGUCAAAGCGGAGAUUCCGCCUGUGCAUCCAGACGUGCUCAUCGUCGAAAGCACGUACGGAGUCCAAAGUCACGAGCCUAGAGAGGACAAGGAAGUGCGUUUCACUAACCUCGUCCACUCGAUCAUUCGGAGGCAGGGUCAUGUGCUCCUCCCCACCUUUGCUCUGGGGCGAGCACAAGAGUUGCUUCUUAUUCUGGACGAAUACUGGGCGAAGCAUCCGGACUUGCACAAUGUACCAAUAUACUAUGCCUCAAGUCUGGCCAGGAAGUGUAUGGCCGUGUAUCAAACAUAUAUCCACACCAUGAAUGCGAAUGUGCGAACCCGAUUUGCCAAGCGCGACAACCCCUUUGUAUUCAAACAUAUUACGAACGUCUCGGGCCAACGAGGAUGGGAACGCAAAAUCGCGGAGGGGCCACCCUGUGUCGUGCUAGCCUCACCAGGUUUCAUGAACUCGGGCGCGAGCCGAGAGCUUUUCGAGCUCUGGGCCCCUGAUUCGCGGAACGGCCUCAUCGUCACAGGGUACUCCGUCGAAGGGACGUUGGCGAGGGAUAUCCUCAACGAGCCGGAAGAGGUUCAAACUAUGAAGGGAGGGACUCUACCGAGGAAGCUUUCUGUCGACUACAUUUCCUUCAGCGCCCACGUCGACUACUCGCAAAAUUCCGAGUUCAUGGAACUGGUCAAGCCACAACACAUCGUACUGGUGCACGGAGAAGCCACAGGUAUGGGUCGUCUCAAGGCUGCCAUGCAAGACAGGUAUCGGAGUCGAGACGAGGAAGUCAAGAUCCACAUGCCACGGAACCUGGAGACGCUUGAACUGACGUUCCGUAGCGAGCGUGUUGCGAAGGCAAUCGGUACCCUCGCCGCGAAGCCCCCCCAACCCGGAGCGACGGUGUCGGGUCUGCUUGUUGCGAAGGACUACUCGUACACUCUCCUCGACCCCCGCGACCUGCGCGACUUCGCCGGCCUCACGACGUGCGCCGUCACGCAGCGCCAGACGGUCGCCCUUGGUGUCGGCUGGGAGCUUGUUCGGUGGCACCUGGAGGGCAUGUACGGGACCGUCGAGGUCGGCUUGGACAAGGACGGCGUCCCCACGAUGCGGGUUAUGGGUGCGGUGGACGUGAAGAUGACGAAGGAACAGGAGCUUACGCUCGAGUGGGACUCGAGCGCGAGCAACGACAUGAUCGCGGACUCGACCCUCGCGCUCAUCAACGGCAUCGACUCGAGCCCCGCCUCCGUGAAACUGACUACCCACCCGCACAAGCACGCGCACGCGCCUGAGGGCCCGCACCCACACGCGGACACGGACCCGGACGAGGAGCGCACGGCGCAGCAGCGUAUCUCGCGCCUCGCGUGGUUCCUCGAGGCGCACUUCGGCGACGUCGAGCUGCACAUGCCCGAGGCGGGGGACGACGUGGAGCAGGGCGAGGACGCGCACGAGCCCGCGCUGCUCGUCACGCUCGACGACGUCGACGCCGUCAUCAACCUGCUCUCGAUGACUGUCACGAGCUCGAGCGACGCGCUCAAGCGGCGCGUAGAGGCGGUCCUGGACAUGGCGGUUUCAACGGUCGGCUCGCUCAGCGAGGUGUUCACCGCGGGCGUGCCACUGCAGAUGGAUGAUCCUGCCAUGGCGGUGGACGGAAAGUCUAGCUCCCCGGACGGCUUGGAGGCGAUCCCUGAAGAUACAGAAGACAGCAAGGCGGACGGCGUCGAUGCAGAUAUUGAGGCCGAUGCUAUCGAGGAUGGGACUGUCAAAAAUGGCACAGGCGAAGAGGAGAGCCCUUUGCAGGCCUGA